Papaver somniferum (opium poppy) is the source of this 564-nucleotide messenger RNA. Its product is annotated as dirigent protein 23-like. Lineage: Eukaryota; Viridiplantae; Streptophyta; Magnoliopsida; Ranunculales; Papaveraceae. The transcript has a single exon. The record is from RefSeq and is a predicted model, not a curated record. The coding region runs from base 1 to 564 and encodes 187 amino acids.
AUGGCUUUGGUUCAGUCGAUGAUGAUCAUCUUGUCAGUCAUAGUAGUAGCAGUACCUUUUGCUGAGAGUCAAGUAGAUGAUCAAUGGCAGCAAACAAGUUACGGAAUUGAAACACAAAAGAUAACACGGCUACACUUAUUCUUGCACGACAUGGUAAGCGGAAAGAACCCAUCUGCAGUAAAAGUGGCUGAUCACUCAAACACCUACAAUUCACCAAGCUUCUUUGGUUUUGUAGCCAUAGCUGACGAUAUCCUAACGGAAGGACCUGAACCCACUUCUAAAGCAAUAGGUAGAGCACAAGGCUUGAUCGCCUUUGCUUCACGAGAAGAGUUUGCAGAGGUCAUGUCUAUGAGUUUUGUGUUCACAGACGGGGAGUUUAAAGGUAGUUCCGUUAGUAUUCUUGGAAGGAACCCAAUUCUUCAACCGGUUCGUGAGAUGCCUAUUAUCGGUGGAACGGGAAGUUUCCGAUUUGCUCGUGGAUUUGUUGUUUCAAAAACGCAUUGCGUUAAUGUUACCACUCAUGAUUUGAUUGAAGAAUAUCACCUUACUAUAAUGCACUACUGA